AAAAAAACACCCGAGAGAAUCCACUCGCAGCGUUCAAGGUUCAAGAUGAAAUUUUAUGGACUAUAGUUUCGUAAAAUUAGCACACGGCCAACAUCGCGGGAGGACCAAAGAUAUCGUUCAAAGGAUGAAGAUAAUAUAUCAUACUGUAAACAUGUCGUCUAUAAUUCUCCUGUUUUUCAUUUGUUUUGUUUCACUGAUAUGGUGCGAACAUUUGAAUGUUUCAAACCUAAAUUGCUUUAACGACUAUAUAACAACAAUGGCUUGCGACUUCACGUCAGACAAGCUUCUCAACUGCAGUGGAUAUAUCUUAGACUUUGAAUCACCAUUUGAGGAACAUUACGCUUGCACUUUAUUACAGUCUGAAGACGAUGGGAAUUAUUAUGGGUCCAAGUGUGGAUGCACAGUUGAAUUGCCAGAGUUUGUAAGCACUGAGAAAUACACAGUACGUCUGAUGGAUGGACGGACAGUCGUGCAUUUGACAAUUAUCACCGCACUUGACAACAUCAAGCCCAAAGCCCCUAAGAUAUUAUUGGUGAUGCCAAUGGAAAAUGGAAACUACAAAGUCACAUGGAACACAAAUUACCCUGCCGAAAAUCCCAUUUCUGAGAGUUUACAGAUUCAGCUGAUGUACAAUAAGAAAGGAAAACCAGACGAGGCUCCAAGGAUUGCCAAUGCCUCACAACCUUUUCAUGAAAUACUAGGCAACGAAUUGGAGCCAAGCAGUGAAUAUGUGGUGAAGGCGAGAUCACGCUCCCCCCUUUACGGUACACAGUUCAGCGACUGGAGCCAAGAGGUGGAGUGGACCAGCUCUGCAUCUGUUUGGAACGUGUUGAUAGCCAUCAUCCCCGUCCUUUGUGCACUUCUCAUAAUCAGCAUCUGUGCUUUCUACUGGUGCUGCACUCGACUCAAGGAUAAGUGGUGGGAUAAUAUUCCUACCCCCACAAUUGAGAUAAAAGACAAACUUCUGGGAAAAUCCGAGUUUUUUAUCCCUCAAAAUUACGAUCCAUCCUCCUAUCGGACUGAGUUCCUGACCAUCGUUAACACCAAGGAAGAGCCAGGGCCUACUCUGUGGAUAUCAGAAUGCGAGCAAGUUGGUCCAUAUAAGAAUGUUUCCAGCCACACGUCAACGAAGGACAGUGGUGUCUUCUCAUCUGAUGACAGUCAGAAAACAUUCAGUGACUCUGCAGGCUCUUGCAGUUCUUCUGACUCGGGUUACAAAAACGUCCUGUACACCACGCUGGCGGCUACCCCUUCACAAAACACCAGUUCUCAAGCGCUACCGAGUAGCGGGACGCCCGACCUCUCUGCUCGGCCUGCGGUGGGCUGCGAAUUCUGCCCCAUCUACAGAGAAGUCGAGGUUCUGAAGGCCACCAGUUCAGACCCCCAGCAAGAAGAAGCUCCCAGAAUUGCCAUAGACUGUAAGUAUCCAGUAGAGGAAGACAAUCUGAAGUGUCCCUCCGGUGUGGACGGCCUGGACGACGCGUUGCCUCUGAACGCCUGCAGAGCUGAUGAUGGAUACGAGAGCUUUGGUGAGGCGGUCAGCAGGGCGGCUCUAGGACAGGUUCGUUUCCCAGCAUGCACUCUGGAACCCAGCGAAGAAGGCUACCAAGCUCUUGAGACCUUGGUAGACUGGCGCUCUGAAGCAGACAGAGCAGAUCGGAAGGCCUCUUCAGUGGAGCGUACAGACCAGAGCACUGGGCACGAAUGGGAGCCCUCGCAAUGCCCUACAUGGAAUAUUCCGGACUCCAUCACCUGUGCCUCCCCAUUCAUGCAGAGAAGCAGCAUGGAAAGCUCCUCUAAUUCCGCUUUGACUACAUGUCCCAUUAUGCAAAUUUACACAGACAGUUCCUACCAAAGAGUGUAGAAGUGUAUACUGAUCCGUCUGUUAAUCUGGUGUUAUCAGGACUAUGGAAUAUGAAUAUGUGCUUCUGUGACGAGGACUUCCCAACUGAUCUACGAGACUGAUAAAGAUUAUGGAAAUUUUGAUGCCCGAUGUGUACUAACAUUGGAGGGACAUUCAAUAUCUAAAGCCUCUGAAUACGCUCCAGUAUAUCUUUUGAAAAAAAACAUCUGGCUGUAGCUUGUUCCAGAUAUGUUGAAGUCCUGAUUUAUUAAAAUAGACCUAUUUUAUUUUCCUUACACAUCAAAUUCUAUUUUAGUGUAUUUUCUUUUUAUCAGUAAAUUGAUAAAUAGAUAUAAAACAGCAUUGUUUUGCUUGUUUUGCCAUGAAUCAGUGCCAUAAGUACCUAAGACAUGUUUAAGUUUGUAAAUAUCUAAGUAGCUUUAAAAUAAGACAUGUAUGUGUGGUGUUUGUGAUGGCCUUUGUUCUAUUACCCCUGGUUUGUUACUGUGGUUACGCAUCUUGUGUAAAGGCAGUGUGGCAAGUACAAAGGCCUAUUGGGUGAGGUUGAAAAAGCAAAUUGCAUUGCAGUUGCAGAAAACAAGUCAAGGUGGUUUGUCAGAUUCUUCACUUCCUCAUACCACGAGUCAUUCUAUUAGCACUUUGUGUGCACGUAUACAGUUUCGUUGCUCUUACCACCACUUAUGUUGUGCUGUGCCACAUUAGCCUUAGAAGUCUCCAAGAGCUUCUGGCAAAUACUGAAAUAAAUGUAUCUGUGAACCUUUUUUUGAAGAUUUCAGAAGCCCUGUGGUAGUAGAUAAAACCAUUUUGGAUGCAGAAGGAAGAAAUAGAUAUCAGAAUGAAUGACUUGCUCUGUUGUUCAAUUUUCCUGUUUGCCUCUGUGGUCACUGAUUAUUAGUAAAUAGUAAGGAAUCUGAUUUCAUACUUUUACUGUGGAAAUUUUGUGUUAGAUGUUGCACAUUUUUGUGUGUACUACUGUAUGUUUAUUUUCAUGUGCUACAAAACCUUUUUUACCAUUAUGCCCUGUGACUGCAGUUGAAAAACUUGGCUAGUUGGCUACUUCUUACACAUUUACAAUAAUGUUUAUUUUGAUUGUCCCUGUAAAAAAUGAAAGUUUGGAAUUAUUGGCAACCAUGGUAGAGAUGAGCAAAAAAAAGUUUGUCAGCUUAAUCUUCCAUUCAAAAUAUGAGAGGACUCUAAUGUUUAAAUUAUUAAAAGAAAAAAUUAUCUAAAUAAGAAAAUAUUUUUCUCAAAAAUCAAUGUUACAUUCUUAUGAGCAAAAUCGAAUUGGCCUACACUCAGUGGUUGCUUUAUUCGUUACACCUGCUUGUUCAUGCAAAUAGUCUGCUCCUCCAAACAGCAAAUCGUGUGCCUUCAAUUCAGUAUAUAAAUCAUACAGACAUGAUAAAGAGGUAAGCAUCUUUCACUAUGGUAUGAGUGUUGCUGUCAGACGUUUCACAAUAAGAAAAUAUAUUUUCCCUCUAUUUUUGAGCAUAGAAAAUGUUUGACAAACAAGAAAGUUAAUGUUAUUAGAAUGUUGUCUUUCCUGCUCGUAUGAAUUCAACUAGGAGGUGCCAUUAAAUGGAAACAGAAAAUGUUUACUUUUUCUGCCUUC
This is a messenger RNA of Conger conger (European conger), 3476 nucleotides long. RefSeq lists its product as uncharacterized. Gene Ontology annotation, molecular function: protein binding; cytokine receptor activity. The record is from RefSeq and is a predicted model, not a curated record. Gene Ontology annotation, cellular component: membrane; external side of plasma membrane. NCBI's taxonomy places the organism in Eukaryota, Metazoa, Chordata, Actinopteri, Anguilliformes, Congridae. Bases 56 to 1864 code for a protein of 602 amino acids. Gene Ontology annotation, biological process: production of molecular mediator involved in inflammatory response; immunoglobulin mediated immune response; cytokine-mediated signaling pathway. The transcript is spliced from 10 exons.